Messenger RNA from Girardinichthys multiradiatus, 2106 nucleotides. RefSeq lists its product as uncharacterized. Gene Ontology annotation, molecular function: DNA binding. The coding region runs from base 202 to 2106 and encodes 634 amino acids. NCBI's taxonomy places the organism in Eukaryota, Metazoa, Chordata, Actinopteri, Cyprinodontiformes, Goodeidae. The record is from RefSeq and is a predicted model, not a curated record. The transcript has 2 exons.
CACGCUCGUGAACAGGAUGGUGACGUAGCCGUCCUCUCCUUCAUGACUUGCCGGGCAACAUGGAAACAAAGGCCUGCCCCUUUUUUCAUGAGGAUAUCUGCACAGCCAGCGUUACUUUACGUGUAAUCAAGAUUACUAAAUCGGAUUACGAUACUUUUAUUGUAAUUUAGCUCGUCGUUAGUGGCAGAAAUAGCGUCCGAAAUGGAUGUGGAGCAGCAUGAGACCUGCGGAGAGACUAAAUCGGCCAUUAACACUUGGCGUUAUCGCCACCAUUUCACGUACAAGGCUGAUCAGGGGAAAAAUAUAAUCGUCCAAUGUAAUCUGUGCCUGCCGAGGGUCAAUCUGUUGUCCACGUCGAAAACGUCCACGUCAAACCUAAAGAAGCAUUUAGACAGAACACAUCUGGGCUGUGAGGCCAGGCCGGAUGCAAAGAGAGGGAGAAAGAAGGAGGAGUACAAUGGAGAGGAAAGCAGACACUGUCAGCUGAAAAAACUGAAAGCAGAGAUCAUCUCCAAAUGCCUGACGCAGUCCAAGAUUGAUGAUCUCAUAUUCAGUUUCAUUGUGGAGGAUUGUCAGUCUUUCUACGUGCUGGAGCAGCCUGGUUUCAAGAAGCUGGUCACAGGUUUGACAGAGGGGCUAAAGAUCAUGGACAGGGUGACCCUGUUCACAAAAGUGGACCAUGGCCUUUCCAGAAUGCGGGAGGAGAUGCUGGCGAAGCUCAGCUGCAUCCAAUACGUGUGCACCACAGCAGACAUCUGGACGGCAAACGACAGAAGCUUCUUUGGCAUGACGUGCCACUGGAUCGACACGGAGUCUCUGGAGAGGAAGUCUGCUGCUCUGGGGUUCCCGCGGCUGCAGGGUAGGAUCACGUAUGACUCCAUCGCUGGGCGGAUACAUGACACCCAUGUAGCCUACAACAUCGAAAGUAAAGUCCAGACCACGGUCACUGACAAUGCCAGUCCUUUCGUCAGCGUCUUCAGAGAGUUUGCCCCGGACAGUCAGGAGAGGGAUGAUGACUUUGGGUUUUUUGAGAAUGUGAGCACCAUAUUGGAGGGUGAGCCAGAGCAGGACAUGCUCUUGUUCCUACCCCCUGUGCAGCACUGUGCAUCACACACCCUUGAACAGAUCGUCACUGAGGACUUUUGGCAGGCUAUCUCGCAGGGGCCCAUGUGUCAGCUGCAUUACAGUUCCAUGACCAAGGUGUUCUCCAUAUGGAGCAAAUGCCAUCAUCUCCAGGUCGGGAUGGGGGCAGCGGAGGAGAUUGGAAAGAUGGCGCUGGUUGUCCCAGCUGUUAUCCGUUGGAACGUGGAGUACUGUGCUGUGCAGAGGAUCGUCUCCCUUAGUGAGCGGGAGCUGACGGAGCUCUGUGCCCGUCUGGAGGUUGCACGCUUGCAGGCGGAGGAAAUGGCCUUCCUGAAAGAAUAUGUGACUGUGUUCCACCCUCUUGCAUUUGCACUCGAACUUUUUCAAGCGGAGCAGAAGUGUUACCUUGGUCUCGUCAUCCCAACCGUCUUAAGCUUGAAGAACAAGCUAAAUGAGCAGAAGGAUGCAGCCAAUUACUUUAGCGAUGUCAUCAACACCAUUGUUGUGGCGAUCGAUGUUCGAUUUCAGGAGUUUUUCUCCAGCACAGAGGCAAAGAUCGCCACGGCAACGACCCCUCAGUUCCGCCUGUGGUGGAUGGCGGCCUCCGAGAGGGAGGAGAUGUGCUCUCUACUGGCCACCGAGGCUUCCCAGAUGGUUCCCUGCGACGUAGCCGAGGCCAACACCAGCCACAUCCUGUCCACAAUAGAAUCCGAGGACGACUUUUUCAGCUACGGGUCUGCAAAGACUUCCACUCAGAUCCAGCAGCGAGGGGUGAUGGAGGAGAUCCGCAAGUACGUUGAGGGAACAGGGAAAAGCCUUGAGUGUCUGCAGGAUUUCCCCAGAGUGAAGCAGCUUUUUCUCAAAUACAACACCACCCUGCCUUCAUCGGCCCCCGUCCAGCGGCUCUUCAGCCAGAAGGGCAACCUCAUGACCUCACAGAGAAACUUUCUAACAGACGACUACUUUGAACGCAUUCAGCUUUUAAGAUACAACAGCAACGUAUGUCCUUUGAUAACAGAAUGA